UAAAAAUAAUGGACGUGAUCCAAAAGAUUGUGCGACCGUGACUUCGCAUGCGAAUUCGAUCAAUUCACAGCAUUCAGAUUUUAUGAUGGUGAUAAUGCAGCGUCGGAGAAUACACAAAUACGAAUGUUACUGAUGUUAGUAUCUUCUGGAAGAGAAGAACUUGUACGCGAGAUCGAAGUUAUUGAAGACCCAAUGCUUCUGCUGAAUCAUCCACCGAUUGCCUCGGAAAACCUUUCAACAGGUCGAAUUGAAAAAAUUUGUCUACUUCAUAAUAGAAAACAUUUUUCUCGCUUUGUUUCCACUAAGAAUUUUUAUUUUUGCCCGCACCGAGAUCUGUAAGAUCGAUCUAUCCUCUAGAUCUACACCUUUUGUUAUUUUUACUGAAUAGCAAGUUGCACCGAUUUUGUUCCUCUCUAACCAAACCCUUCAUCUUUCUGUAACCAAGACAAAAAAAAUGGGCAACGAACACAGCAGCAUUACCGUGUCUUCCCGCAAUCAGCAGCCGCGUGAAGUGCUGCUGAAAUGCCGCAUGGCCGACGAUGGGGAGUGGUACACCUGGGACGACUUUGUGCGCCACUACAGUCAUGAUGCCAAGGGCCGCUGGGACCAGGCUCCUCUGUUCAUGGAACGCCGCUGGUCCACGACCGACAGCAACUACCGUGACGCCCCAUGGUUCUUCGAGCGCUUCGGCAAGGGAGGAACAUGGGUAGAGAGUCAACCAACUACCAACUGGAUUUUUAGAAUCGGUUUAGUGGAUUGUUUGACGUUCUUUAUCUUUUCAUAAAGAAGAUUCUUGUUUCGUUAUGAAUCCACGAACAUUAGAACAGUACAACUGAGAAAGCACUUGUGCUUGUUCGAAAACAAAAUCUAUAUUCAAUCUAUAGGUGAACCACAACAAGCCCGGUUGGGACAGCGCCUCAUUGGAAAAACGCUUGGGCGAUGAUGGAAAGUGGUACACGCUGUCUGGAUUUCAGGAUUUCUAUCCGCACGACUGGGAAGACCGCUGGGUCGCCGCACCGCGCGAAGAUCAGAGAAAGUACCAAAAAAUGUUGGACUAUGAUAGCUUACAACGAACUACAGAUCUACAUGUAACAUGGUAACUAGGUAGCACCCGUGAGGAUUGCUGUUUCGGCAGAUUUGAGUCUACAACCUGUUCAUUGCAGAGUUCACUAAGAAGUCCUGUUCAAUGGGAGUUCUACUCUGUGUGCUGCAAUGGCAAACAAGUUGAUGCAUGCAAGUGAAGCACACAAUGGGCUGUGAAAAUUGUGCGCCAAAUGUACUCGUCUUGGAUGAGCAUUUUUCUGAGCCAUUUGCAAUGUCCACUUUGUUUAAGGAGAGCACGCAACGAUAUUCAGGUUCGGCGAUGAUGGUUUGCCGCACGAUGCUUUGUGGUUCUACCGCAAGAACGAGUCUUCCGGUGGCCGUGACUGGUCGAAGAACAGCAAGACUCUCUGGGAUACUGCCACCACGGCUCCCCGCGCUGGCUCUUCCGUGUUUUCCGCGGCUGUGGCUACUGUCGCUCAGGCGCUGUCGCCGAAGCGUUUGGCCGAUGACGGAAAGUACUACACGGAGGAGGAGUUUCGCAAGUUUUACCCGAGCGACUUCACUUUGCGCUGGAGCAUUGCGCCGAAGCAGGAAGAUCGUCGAUUCUGUACCCGCACCAACGGUAUGCACGAUCCGCUGCACUUCUUCGAACAAAACAAACGCGCAGGUGGCGAGGACUGGAACAAGAAUUCGAAGCCGGGAUGGGACGGCGCGCCGUCGCGUGCGCCGAUGUAUUCAACCGGUCCGGCCGCUCCGGUCACUGCAUACCACGCUGGAGGCGGCGGCGGGGUGGAACAAAAGCGUCUGGCGGACGAUGGCAAGUGGUACAUCUCGUUAAUAUGAUUUAGUUUUGUCGUAACUAACCACUAAUCCACCUGAGGAGUAAAUAGAUUCUCUUCAACACAACCAGCAAGAAAUAGCAUGCGAAUUCUUGGAGUCAAAGAGGCAGAAACAUUUUCGGCACGACAGGUACCCGCGCAGUGAAUUUUUGUCCUUCUACGACAACCAGACCGAGCGCUGGGACAACGCACCCAAGUUCGGGGAAUACCGCUAUGGAUCCGACGGUGUUGCUCAUGACGCCGAGUGGUUCUACCGUGAGAACAAGAGAAAUGGCGGUGACGACUGGAACAAGUACCGCAAGGCCCUUUGGGAUGACGCUCCGAAAUGCGCUACGAUGCUUUCGCCGUCGAUGCCGUACACCACUACUACGGAGACGACUACCACCUACUACUACUAAGCGCCACUGAACAAGUGGAUAUGGAGAGGACAACCAAGGCUGCACAUCUAAAAUGGAGAAGGUAACAGUAAGUAGUCGUAGGAAACACGAGAAACAGCGAGGAGGAUAACCGGGGAGGAAACACGACGUCAAUUUUGAAGAACGAUGGCCACUCAAUGAAGUGCAAAAUGAUGAUGUUGUCGCCUCUAACCACUGGCGGUGAUAUUCAAAUAAGUGAUGUGUGAGGAAGUAACGAACUGUUAGUAUGAUUAUCCUCAAUACGCUUCAGAUAUAUUCACUGGUGAUGUAUUGUCGAUGAAAUGAGGCCGAAGACUGCGAGAAGAAAUUUCUUGAAGGAAGAAGAGUUGUUUGGAUUUGAAAGACGAGGAGAGGCACUAAUGAUGAUUGUGGUAUAUCAGUGGUGAUUUUCCUCGCUAUCGCACUGCUGACAUCAAACUCUUCUCUAGAAGUAGAGGGAUGGGUAAUGGAUGAACUUGAUUUCCCGUCAAUCAGUAUUUCAAAAUUUACAUGUAGCACUUCCUGGAGCGGUGUAUAAGCCCUUGUUUUUAUUGCUUUCCGUUCACGCGAGGCGGGGAGGAGAGCUACAAUUGUUUUUGUUGGUACAAACUAGUCCCCUGAAAGUCAGACUGGACAUCAAAGUGGCAUGUACUCGUCAAGUUGCCAUGAUCAUCAUGCAUUGUCUGCUCAGUCCCACUUGGUAGUGGGUAUUUUGCACCAAAGACGCAUUUGAUGUACCGAAUUUUCGAAGCAUAUGUUGUCAAAGACCUGUAGCCACGAAAAGGAAAAGCCAAAAACACAGGCGAAAUGCCACUCGUAACUUCAAGCAUGCGCCAGGCACGUAUGCUUGUUCCAGAAAUAUUGAUGCAUUUUCGCAAAAACGAUCCAAGACAGAGAUCGUUGAAUGAUUUAAUGCUGUUCUGUUGGUCGCCCGCUGAUGAAGCCUCAAAGAAAGAUCCUAGAGAAAAAAUUCAGCUUAUAGUUUCAGAACAAAAUAAGCCC
This is a messenger RNA of Amoebophrya sp. A25, 3280 nucleotides long. The record is from the annotation of a GenBank genome assembly. Lineage: Eukaryota; Dinophyceae; Syndiniales; Amoebophryaceae.